Molecule: messenger RNA, 1761 nt
Organism: Peniophora sp. CBMAI 1063
Lineage: Eukaryota; Fungi; Basidiomycota; Agaricomycetes; Russulales; Peniophoraceae
Source: the annotation of a GenBank genome assembly
AUGGCUGCACCGUCCCGCCCCCUGUGGGAUUCUCACCUCAGCACUAUUCUUUCACCCUUCAACAGUACCUCUAGUACUCGAUCUCUAACUGCACUCUCAGCAACUCGCGAAGCAGUACAGCUCGAACUCUACGAGGCGCGACGAGCGACGCAGCGCAUUGCCACCGUCUGGAAUGCGCACACGGCUAUCUGCAGGCUCCCUCAGGAGGUGCUCGAGAACGUCUUCGCCUCUCUCAGAGACAUCUACAUCCCCGGUGUAUAUGGCCGCCCAAGGCUCGGCUAUGUCGUUAUCCUACACGUUUGCCGGCUAUGGCGGGAGAUCGCUCUUCAAGCCCCUCGUAUCUGGACCUACAUCGAAUUGGGACUGGGAUCCGCCUGGGCGAACCGCUUCCUCGAGCUCUCGUGCACCCUUCCGUUGAAGAUGGAUCGGUUCCCGAAUGCUACUAGUACCGCCCAAGCGUUAUCCAUCAUCUCUCAGGUUCUCCGCCAUGCGCCUGAAAGGAUCACCGUACUGGACCUACCAAACGGGAUCUACGACGCUUCGGAGUUAUUCGGAAUCUUGUCAUCCUGCGAGUCGCCGCUUCAUCUCGGGAAACUAUGUAUCUCAUCGGAAUGGACCCCGCGCGCUUCACUUCCUCUGCGUAUCUUCGAGGGCGUAGGUCAUGUCGGGAUCUCAGAAGCGCUGACAGGGGCGAGCCCACAACUCGACUGGUCAACACUUUCGCGUACUAUACGUUGUCUGGAACUGGGGUUCGAAGAUCACUCGGCUACGAAGGUCGAACCCUGUCACGGACUGUUCACGGCUCUCGGUCAAUGUGUUCAGCUGGAGUCACUACACAUCAAGUCAACUUUCCUCGAAGCGAUACCGGUCGAGGGUACAAUAGAUCUUCACUGCCUGCAGAAUCUCUCUCUAUCAGGAAAAGCCUCUACCGUCUCGGCCUUCCUGGACGCCGUCGUUCUCUCCACCACCUUGAACAGACUCAAGCUCGCGAUCACCGAGGCUGACGCUGCCAACUGGACUGCCAUUGCUGCACGCCUCCAGCAGGGAUCAGGUCGACUCACAAGCCCUGCGUACAGGAGCCUCUUCCUACGCGGCUUCACAGGCUCCGUGCACAUCCUAGCCUCGCUCGAGAACACAGGUCCCUUACGACCGAACCGCGACUUCAAACGCACAUACAUCGCCCUAGAGCUCUCCGUCCAAUCGCCCUUCCAUCUUGGCAGACCUCCGCGUCACGACUAUGUCAGUAUCGCAACGAACGUGCUCUCGUCGAUCGACCUCUCUUCAUUGAAGACGCUGCACAUCGACCAGUUCCGGACCUCUCCUAGUCAUUGGCUGGAAUCUUUCAGACACGCACGCGCGCUCCGCCAUAUCGUUCUCAAGGAUCCGGAUACCUCGCUACCGUGCGUUAUAGCUCUCGGCUCGUCUUAUCACGGGGAGACGCCGUCGGGCGCGGAGGACCUCUUGUUUCCAGCCUUGCAAACGCUUUCGUUCGAGGGACUCGAUCUCGCCAAACCCAUCGUCACCGAAUUCGUCUCAGGAAGCGUAUCCAUCGCACUCGGCAGCACAUUGGCUACACGCGUAGUUCUUAACUGCGUUCCGCGAUCUUUGGUCCUGGCAGAGUGCAAAGUCGAGCAGCAGGAGCUGCAGAGUUGGGUCGACGUCGUUCCGGCGGAGAUGCGGGAUUGGACGGUGGAUAGUUUGCGGAUCGGUGCAGAUACGACGGGAAAGCAUCAUGAUAUGCCGGAUUCAGUGGACAGAUGA